GGCUCAUCCAAACCCCAAUUAUCUAUAAAUACCCACUCCUCCCUCUUUCUCUAAUCAUCACUUAGUUUCCACACAUUCAAACAUCUCAUAUAUAUCUUAGCUGCAGCAUUUAUUUAUAUUAUAUUCUUCAAUUCUCAAUUGAAAAUAAUGGGUGUUAGAUUACUUAUCAUUGCCACUGCGGUUUUGGCAUUGGCAUCUUCAUUUGCAGAAGCAUCAGAUCCCAGCCCUUUGCAAGAUUUCUGUGUUGCUGUUAAUGACUCCAAGGCUGCAGUGUUUGUUAAUGGAAAGAUUUGCAAGAACCCAAUGGAAGUUGAUGCCAAUGAUUUCCUCUUCCGAGGUCUUAACAAGCCUGGAAAUACAUCAAAUCCACUUGGAUCAGCCGUCUCACCUGUGAAUGUCAAUAAUCUACCCGGACUUAAUACACUUGGCAUUUCACUAGCUCGUAUUGAUUUUGAGCCCUACGGCCUCAACCCACCCCACACCCACCCUCGUGCAACCGAAGUCCUCACAGUCUUGGAAGGCACCCUCUAUGUUGGAUUUGUCCUUUCUAAUCCAGCACCAGGAAUGAAGAACAAACUCUUCACCAAAGUACUUAACGCAGGCGAUGUUUUCGUAUUCCCAGAAGGUCUCAUUCAUUUCCAAUUCAACAUCGGACAUUCAAAAGCCAUAGCUUUUGCUGGCCUAAGCAGUCAAAAUCCAGGAGUCAUUACUAUUGCCAAUGCUGUUUUCGGAUCGGAUCCACCAAUCAGUCCAAAUGUUUUGACUAAAGCAUUCCAAGUGGACAAGAAUGUGAUUAACUACCUCCAAUCACAAUUCUGGUACAACAACAACAACUAGUACGUGAACCAAAGCAAG
Messenger RNA from Ipomoea nil (Japanese morning glory), 855 nucleotides. RefSeq names its product putative germin-like protein 2-1. Gene Ontology annotation, molecular function: manganese ion binding. The coding region runs from base 148 to 837 and encodes 229 amino acids. The record is from RefSeq and is a predicted model, not a curated record. NCBI's taxonomy places the organism in Eukaryota, Viridiplantae, Streptophyta, Magnoliopsida, Solanales, Convolvulaceae. The transcript is spliced from 2 exons. Gene Ontology annotation, cellular component: cell wall.